Porites lobata is the source of this 7383-nucleotide messenger RNA. The record is from the annotation of a GenBank genome assembly. NCBI's taxonomy places the organism in Eukaryota, Metazoa, Cnidaria, Anthozoa, Scleractinia, Poritidae.
CCAUAAACAACUUACCUCCGAACAGUGUAAAUCUCGCAAUCAAAUCUCAGCUGGUAAGUAAUUAAGUUCAGCCAAUUCUCAGGUUUUUUUUGUGUUUCUGAAACUACUUUUAGCACAAAAUCAGUGCGUUCUAAGGCUGAUUUUUAGGCGGUUUUGGACUGUUUUUAUCGCUGUUUUAGGCUGAUUUUUCAGCUGUUUUGGACUGUCUUUAUGGCGGUUUUAGGCUGAUUUUCGUCUGUUUUGGACUGUUUUUGUAGCGGUUUUAGGCUGAGUUUUAAGCUGUUUUGGACUGGUGUUAUAGCGGUUUUAGGCUGAUUUUUAAGCUGUUUUUAGCCUAUUUUGGACUGUUUUUAUCGGUAUUUUAGGCUGAUUUUUAGGCGUUUUAGACUGUUUUUAAAGCUGUUUUACGCUGAUUUUUAGGCUAUUUUGGACUGUUUUUAAAGGGGUUUUAGUCUACUUUUAGGCUAUUCUGGACUGUUUAUAAAGGGGUUUUAGGCUGAUUUUUAACCUAUUUUGGACUGUUUUUAAAGGGGUUCCAGGCUGAUUUUUAGGCUUUUUAUAGCAGUCUGCUUUAGACUGUUUUUGUAGCGGUUUUAGGCUGUUUUCAACUGUUUUUGUAACGGUUUUAGGCUGAUUUUAGGCUUUGUUGCACUGUUUUUGUAGCGGUUUUAGGCUGAUUUUUCGUCUGUUUUGGAGUGAUUUCAUAGCGGUUUUAUUCUGACUUUUAGGCGGUAUUGCACUGUUCUUGUAGCGGUUUUAGGCUGAUGUUUAGGCUACUUUGGACAGUUUUUGUAGCGGUUUUAGGCUGAUUUUUCAGCUGUUUUUAUAGCGUCUUAGGCUGAUUUUAAGCCUAUGUUGGACUGUUUUAAUCGAUGUUUUAGGCUGUUUUUUCAGUUUUGCCACUUUCUUCUCCUAACCGUAGUUUUAUUUUCUCUGUAGUUCGAUGCGCCAAUUUUUUUUUGCCUUAUUUUCCUUUGCUAACAGACAACUAAGACGAAUUUGGCUUGCUCAGUUGAACAUUUCUGUUACAUUGCCAAUAUUUAAUUACAAUAAUGCAGGCUAGUUUCCUGACCGUGAUUUCCUCUGGAGCUCUAAUUGAUCGGUUUGGUUUAAGAUAGUUUUAAACAAGUGGGCUGGGAAUUCUUUAUGUAUCUUUAACAGCGGAGAAAGCUCGGUAAAUAAGAUCAUGAUAGACUGCUUUUGAAGGUUAGAACGACAAAGGGAAAGGUUCACGACAAAAACUAUACAACAACUUUGUUAGGCUGUGUACUCUUUUAGCAGAACUCCAGUUCUCCACUAAUCGUAGACACAACAUCAAGCACUUGAUGAUCACACAACAGGAACAAAUCGCGGUUCCAAGUUUUUUCUCUUUUACAAGUCAAUUCAGCAAACAAUAUUAAUGAUAAAUGAUUGUGUUUGAGUUGUAAUAAAAGAAGGCAAACUGAUUUUUUCCUUUUAUUUUGUUUAUAAACUACCGAGCAAGAUUAGCAAAACAACAAUUUUGCACGUGCAGCACACUUUUUGGUACAUUUCUUUGCUCUCACUACUCGACUACAACGUGAGAUUGCCUUAUUUCAUGUUUAUUGAGAAAGUAAACAAACGACGACGAUUUCUCUUUCGUUUUUGCCGCCGUCUCCGUUUGUUGCCCUCUUGAUAGAGUCGGCCGCUGACACCAGUUAACUUAGAAGUCAUGGACUCAAGGGCCAGUUGUUCGAAAACCGAAGUUUCUUCAGUUUUCUUUCGUUCAAAAAGCAUUUUUUCUGAUAAUUUUCUCCAUUCUCUUUAGAGCAUUCAAUCAUCCAAUUGUAAACAAAAAGAGUUCUACUAAUUUGGGUUUUUAGGGCUUCAUGUCUGAAUUUCAGUGUCGCACUAACCCUGGGUUAUCUUAACACAGCUUAGAACAACCCCGCCCUGGUUUCUCUUUAGGAAGCCUGAGAAGAGCCUAGUUUUCUUGGGUUCAAAAACCACGGCAUCGUCAUAAAUGGCUAAUUCGUUUUUUGCUUUUGCAGUCGUAUAACACAGAAAAGGCCGGAUCCUACGAUGUGGUUUAUUAUUCCAGUUCAACUGGUCCUUUUGUUUAGCAGCUCCUUUUUGUUUUACUCGUGUAAGUAAUUGGAUUAUUGAAUCAUGUUGCAGCUGGUUUUACCGAAAGGCAUUUCAGUUCUCAAAACAUGUGACCUUUUUCUUAUUGCUUUGCACACAUGUACCGAUGUAAAAAGAUCAGAAGGGUAUUGAUUCGAAUUUUAGCUAAAAAAUGUGUACACUAUCUAUAAAUCUGACAAGGAAUCCCACCGGUAUCCAGUACCUGGAAUCCACUACGUUUAAUCUAAGAAUCCUAGACUUUACCUUACAUGACGAGGCUGCGAUGAAAGAACCAUCUCUCUGAGGAGAGUUGCCUUCUUGUUGACUGUUAAUCAGAUCAUUUCUUUGGAAUAUGAGGAGAGGAAGGUCUAGUAUAACGUAAUGUUGAGUAACUAGCUAGUUCAUAUUUUGAUACAUUUAUGCUUAAACAGAUCAGAAGUGAAAAAAUGAACAAAUUCAGUUAAUUGUUCUCAAUUAUAAUAUUCUAAUACUUUCAGCUGCCGCAAGAUCAUGCUACAUGCAAAACUGGGGAAGCAAUUUUAAAAAAAGCGAUGAAACAGCAUGUGGAUCGUAUUAUAAUCUUGUGGGUUUCGAACGAGAUGGCACUAACAACUUACGAGGAAUAAAGCGAGCUAAAUGCUGCCGUCGAGAUCAAACCUUCUGGAAUCAACCUACCCAAUGUCAGACGCCCGAUUGGAUCAGGUCACUUGACGGGUAAAUAAUUUCUUGGACUGUAACCCCCUUUUUAAAGUUUUGUCUCCGGUUUUUACAACUGUAAGAGGCUAUAAUACCGCGCGGGUACGUUAGGUCAUCUAUUGUGCCCCGCGCAAUAAGAACACAGGUUUUCGCUUCAUGUUGCCCGCUAGCGGAACCAACCGUAUAAUAAAUAAAUAUGCGUUUUUUAUCAAGCGUGAGCUGGUCAAGAAGCCUGGAUAUUGUCCAAGUUCGUUUUGUGGUAGUAUUACGGAGCUUAAGCAAACACGUUUUUGAGCUUCGCACGUCAACCGGAAGUGUGGUCUUUUUUCCUCCACUAUGCCUUUACGCGACUUAAUUUGUAUUACUAAGUGUCUUCACUCAUAAGAAGAAGAUUUGCCUUAGAAUUAUAGGCAAAAACACUACCCGUUGACUUCCGGUUGACGUUCGUCGCUCGAAAACGUCUUUACUUAAGCUCCCUAUUAUGGGCCGAGACGAAGUCGAGGUCAAUAAAAACGGGAAAAAAACGAGGCCAAUAUUCAGCCAUUUUGACUGAACAAACCUGGUCAAUAAAGGAUUUAUUAUAAUCACCAAAAAGUAUACCUUUUCUUGCAGGACCAACGCGUGAAAUCCCGAGUGGGUCCACCUUGCCCGCUCACUUAGCCAAUCAAAACAUAGGAUUCGCUUUAUCUUGCCCGCGGGCGGAGUAAGCCAUAUUUAGAAGUAACUUAACAUCUGUCGAGAUUAACAAGUGUGUUCUACCUUAAAGUUGAGUGUCUCAGUACAAAAGGGAUGACUAGGGAUGACUAGGGAUGACAAGGAAUUAUUUGGGAUGACUUGGGAUGACAAGGGAUGAGUAGGGAUGACUGGGAUAACUAGGGAUGACUGGGAUGACUAGGAAUGACUAGGGAUGCCUUGAGAUGACUAAUGAUGACUAGGGUUUAGAACAGCCAAUGGGCAGUAUCGCGUCGUAUACAAUAAUCAAAAUAAUCUGCUUUUUUCAAUGUUUUUAGUCGCAACAUUUAUAUUCGCUAGGAGGCCAAGAAAGGUGACCAAGGCAAUAAGAAAUUCAUUUUCCAACUUGUUUUAGAUUUCUAUUAUCAAUAAUGUUACCCUGCAUGCAGAGGUUUCUCUCUUGCAUGGCUUUUAGCGUUUACGAAGUCGUUCGCGUCGCUUGUCUGUCGCGUAGGCUUGUUUCAUACCCCCAAAUUUAAACCGAUAAUGCGACAGACAAGCGACGCAUACUUAAAACCCAUGAAAGAGAGAAUCCUCUGCCUGCAGGUUCUAUAAAGGAUAUAACAUGACCGCGGGGAAAUACGAAAUUUCUCUGCGAGUGUUGAAAAAUGUUUUUCAACACGAGAAGAGAAAUUUCGUAUCUCCAAGCGACCAUGUAAUGUCCUAUUUAUUGUAUAAACACUCAUGAAAUACCAAACCAUUUUACUUAAAUAGUUUUUUGGUCUGAUAGGUGCGGUUUAUUAUGAAGCCAUAACAACGGUGAUAUUUUCACAUGUGAAGAUAUCAAGUUUUCGCGCGAAAGCUCACUUGGUAUUUCAUUGGUGUUUAUAUAAUGAAUUACUUUACACUGUUUUAGUAAAUGAAGUUAUCAUUUAUCAUGUACCCACGAUGUUUUGACGUUUACUUUUCUCAGCACUGGAGUAAGCAACUGCCAACAGGGUUUCUUCCUCCGAGGUUUGUAUCGGUCAAACGGAGACGGACUGUGGAAUAUCGAGUGGGGUAAAUGCUGCAAACCAUCUCAGCAUCCUUACCAUUGGGGUGGCUGCUAUGACGAAGAUGUUAGCAACACAUUUAAUAAAGCUGGACUCAGCGAAUGUCGCAGGGAUGGAUACUUUAUUGCAGGUUUCCAGAUUCAGGGUUCACAGGGAGGACUGUCGAACAUCAAGAAGUUCAAAUGUUGCAAAAUGGUCAAUGGUAAGUCUGAAAGAAAUCUUUGAAAUACAUCUAGAUUGGCCAGUCGAAUCAGAUAUUAGCGAACGAUAAGCAGUUUAUCAUUUGUUGAAUUGGCAACAAAGAUAUUUGCGAAAAAUGAAGACUGAAUUUUUUUCUUUAGAUUUGAAGGAAUGUGUAUCCCCACCAUACAGCUACUUUUCAAAUCUUAUUUUUAAAAAAAAUGUCUUAAAAGGUCUGGUCCUUGUGUUCAGAAUGGAAACUAGUCCGGUCAGAAAAUUCGAGAAAAAAGUCGGCAAAAAUGUUAAGAAAAAAAAAACGGGAUAUAAAACUAAAAGCGAGGAGAAAGUCCAGAAAAGGAAAAUCGGGCACAAAAUUUGCAUGACACUAAUCGGACUCCGUUACUUUGUCGUAUUUAAUUAUUUUCUUAUAUGCAGGGUUUAAUAAGUGAAAAUAAUUUAGCUAUGAGUUGCGCCUUUUUCAAUAAUAUUUUAGUUAAGGCCUUUUGAAUACCUAAACGGGAGAUUUCCCUACCCUUCCAUUUACUUCAACUCGUGAAUUUCUCACCCUUUUCUAUACCUGAAGGCAGAACUGAAAAAGGUAGCCCAGUUUCACGCGGAGCGUCCUCUCACUUCUUAGCACUCACAAUAAAAAUAACUGACCUUCUUUUGUCCCAGGGGGUUGGGGAAACAAACAUACGCCUCUCAGUUCGAAGGGACCACCAGCUUAUACUUAACCUAAACCUACCUAAACCUGAAAUAUGCUGUUUACUCUGAUUUUUCUCUAGAAAUUCCGAAGCUUAAAUCAUUGGGCGAACUGAAGCAGCGCGUGAUGGAUGUUACCAUGUUUAACCUCGGUCAGUUGGCGAGCAUGAUGGGAUUUGCAUGGUCUGGUGGAUGCUUCGCUAAAUACUCAGGGGACGAUUUCCGUCGUAACGGCGACAAAUGGGAAUCUACCUAUAGGUAAUCCGGCAGUAACAUGAUUUCCAGACAGUUUUGUCAUGCUUCCUCAGUUCUUCAUUACGAUGACCUAUAACUCGUCUGGAAAGGUUUUAUGAAUACUUUUCUUUAUUUAAAAUACUUUUUGUGAAAAAGGAAUAUUUUAGAAAACUUCCUGAGAAUGUGAUUAGUUUUACCGUUUUUGAAAAUCUAAGGCAACGCUCAAGUUAAACACAAAUUCUGAACAUCAAAGUUUCACAGUUGUUUUUUUGGUUUUAACGUUUCAUGUUGAAAGCUUAAAAUAUCAUUAAAUGACUGGUCAUUAUAUCAGUUACCUUUAUAUUUUUUUGUGAUCUUAAUUAGAAUUAUUCCAUAAUAGAAGACAACUGGCCGCAAAAUAUUACAGCUUAGCGGUUCACAGUAUAAGACGGUUCUUUAAGCUCUUUAUAAUGUUCCUUUUUUGUCAGAACAAGUUCUAAAACUUUUACUAUUACUUUAAAACCAUUCCCAUAUUGGGCGUGCAAUACAUUGGUUUUUGUUUAUAAUAAAGCACGUGAUAUGAAAAAUGGUUAGUAACCAUUUCUUCGCGUUUAUUUUGGUGGCAGAUCGCACUGGUGUACAGGAAAUGGUCCGAAAAAAGACGUUCGGCUGAAGAUCACUUACGAGAACUUUGCCUAUACAAUGAGAGAUGUUAAAUUUGGGAAGUCCAUUACACAGACCAUUCCCUUGGACAGAGAGCAAGAGUUGCUUGAUUCUCCAGACAGAAGCUAUAGCAAGACAGCGUACAACAGAAAAAAUAGUAACGGUACGUCAGUAGUGGAACAGGAGAUUCGCAGCGCUAGGACCUUGAAAAAUGUAAGGAGAAGCAGCUGGGAUGGAAAUAUUGGAAUUGAGGUGGGUUUGGAAUACGAACCUCCAAGUACCACUGGAGGGGUGGGGUUUUCUGCUAAGACGAGCUUUAAAUAUGAGUGGGGAGGCGAAGAAGAAGAUACAACCGCUGAUGAAGAUUGGCAUAUUUUGUGGUUGAAAGAAACAAAAGAGUUACCUGCAAACACAUUUGCUGAGUGGCAUGCCUUUAGAAAGCCACAAAAAGUGACAAUUCCUUAUACUGCUACAGUCCUUCCAACAUUCACGGUUACACUAGAAGGUUAUAUGGUCUGGGGAGGUGGUUACCAUGGAAACAGUCCAAACUUUCAUUGGGAGCACCGCGGCUCAGGUGAUCGAAAAAAGAUUUCGUUUAAGUUUGGAAAUGACCAGAAGCCAUUCUAUGAAGAUCUCGAGGAGCAAAUCGAUCAGAACAAAUACCCUUGGCAGUGGCACGCCAUGAAACAACAUUACCCAUAUGCACAAUAUUUCAUCGACCAACUAAUCAACAAAGACCUCUAUUCUUUCACCAUGGUUGGUCAGUUUGAGGAAUCCACCGAAAUUGAAGUGAAAUCCUAUUGGUAUCCAUCCAAGUCUUUGGACCAAAUGACACACGAUGCACCAAAAAAGACUAAAGAUAAGGCAAACAAGAGUGGGAAACCUGUGGAGUUUCCUCGCGUGUUGCCUGCACCACCAAAAGUUCAGACCAUCGACAACAGCAAGGAAAUGAAGGCACCUCCAGAGAAAAAUUUUAACGACAAUGAUCGUGAUACCGAGUACAAGUUCCCCAGAAUUAAACCAUCGCCACCAGAAGUGAAGCUUAUUGACAACAAGAAGGACACGAAGCCGCCUCCUCAAAAACAAUGAGCAUUUACUGGGUGAACUGAUAAAUGUUCCCUUC